AUGAACAGCAUUAUUGGCACAAGUAAUGAUCAUGAUGAGACGUCUACCAUUAAUGCUCGCACUUAUAUCACCAUAAGCCCCAUGGCUCCGAUCAUCAUCCCCCCCUUAGAUAACAAUUGGGGCUGGUUUGAGGCUGCACACCAACGGCGUACAUAUACAAGCAGCUGGCGUACAAGAACCAUCAUUCCUGCACACAUGAUGAGAGAAACUAGCAACGCAACAUCCUACGGAACGGUCGAAAACGAGCGGUUUCUGUUCCUCGAUAUUCCCGGCUGCAGCUUACUGGGUCUCUACGUCCACCGGCAGUCUCGUUCCCUAAUGUGCAGUUUUUCCAAACCGCAGGAAGAAGACCGACAGCGCACUGUGCACAAGACUCUGGAGAUCUCUGCCGAUAUUCGUGGAGACUGUGACUGGGAAUACCUCUAUAUUGGCAGAGAGUCGCAUUUCUACGUGAAAAUAGCCGCUGAUAAUGGGGCCUUUACUUACCUCUACAACUCGCAGACAAACACGUUCACCAAGAUACGCCAGUACCAGUACAACUCGGCCAAGAGAUGGUACCUUGAAUCUCAUAUGCCGUCACCCGAGGAAAAGUACGUGUCUAAAACCAGAGACCUUUCAGCAGGAGAAGAGUACAUGUUUGUUCGGAGAUCCCAACCUGAGCCUUACAAAAGCUACUGUACCACAGAAAAGUCAACUCUGAGGAAGGAUAGGAUGAUCGAGGGGCCUUCUUAUAUCAGUGACAUCUAA
Yarrowia lipolytica CLIB122 is the source of this 747-nucleotide messenger RNA. RefSeq lists its product as uncharacterized. The record is from RefSeq and is a predicted model, not a curated record. NCBI's taxonomy places the organism in Eukaryota, Fungi, Ascomycota, Dipodascomycetes, Dipodascales.